AUCCAAUCAGCAAGUCCGGGUACGUACCCACGAUGGUGUCGAAGACUCUACCAACCUAGAAAUUGGUAGCUUAGUAUGAACUCGAGAAAGGCAAUUGAUCACGCGAGCGAGCACCUCUGAGCCUCCUCAUUUUCGUCCGCCUCAUCCAGUCCCUCUCGAUUUGUUUGCUUCGAACUUGCCUUGUGAGCUACAAAAACCAGCUCUUUCCAGCUGCCGACUCUCUCUUGCAUGCAUUGUGGUGUCCUUUGCCCACCUGCGCCGUCCCUCCUUUCCACGAAACUCAAAUCUCCCUCUUUAACAUGACGAUUUCGAGCACAUAAAAUCACCAAACAGCCGUCAUUCCUUGAGCAUUGCUUGGAAAUCAUGGCUACCCCACCUAACCCUCUACCCCCCCAGGACUGCUCAACACCCCAGAUCCGCUUCAUCCCACUCUCCUACUCGGCUGAGGACAGCCAUGUGUCUGCCCUCCGACUGAUCGCCCAGCUGCGCCCCGACUGGCAAGAAGGCAAUUCCGAGGUGUCCUUCGUGCGGUUCACCGACGGUAUCACCAAUACUCUGUUAAAGGCCACCUGCCGCCUGCCGGGUACGGAACCGAGCGCUGAGGCCGCCGAUGCCGACGCUAUCCUCCUACGCGCCUACGGCAACGGCACCGAUGUCAUUAUCGACCGGCACCGCGAGGCACAGAACCAUGAGCUGCUUGGCAGGUUUGGGCUGGCACCAGAGCUGCUGGCGCGCUUCGAGAACGGCAUGCUGUAUCGCUUCAUCCGCGGAACCGUCACCCAGCCAGACGACCUGAGGCGACCCGAGGUAUACUGCGCCGUCGCCCGCCGCCUUGCGCAGUGGCACGCCACCGUUCCCUGCCUACGGGGACCCGUGAGCAAGAGCGGCGAAACCGAGGCUGCCGAGCUCCAGAGGGCGAUCGACCGCGUAGCGGCUCCCAAGCCUAGCCCGAACGUGUGGACCGUCAUGCAGAAGUGGAUCUUUGCGCUGCCGACAAAAACAGAGGAGCAGAAGGCGAGACAGGAGACCCUACAAACAGAGCUGAAGUGGCUCGUGCGCGAGCUGAGCCAGAGGGAAGGGCUGGGUAAAGACGGACUGGUGUUUGCGCACUGCGACCUGCUCAGCGGCAACAUCAUUCUGCUGCCGAAGCCGGUCAGCAAUGGUGUUAACGGCAGCGGCGCCCAUGCAUAUGGCCCCAACACCGAGUCGGUAGCUUUCAUUGACUACGAGUACGCGACACCCUCGCCGGCAGCGUUCGACAUCGCCAACCACUUUGCCGAGUGGGGCGGCUUUGACUGCGACUAUUCCGUCCUGCCGACGCGCUCGCAGCGACGGACAUUCAUCCGCCAUUACAUCCGCUCCUACUUCGAGUUGCUGCCCGACCAGCGCCGGGUCGGUGCGACCGCCACUACAACCGAGCAGCUGCAGUCCGAGGCGGACAAACUGUUCGAGGAGGUCGACCUCUUCCGCGGCGUGCCUGGCUUCUACUGGGGAAUCUGGGCGCUAAUACAGGCGACCAUCUCCGAGAUCGACUUUGACUACGCCUCGUACGCCGAGACGCGUCUUGGGGAGUACUGGGCCUGGAGAGAGGAGGCGGGAGGGACUCGCAAGGCAAAGGGGUUGGAAAUGCCGUUGCGCGAAAGAAGAUGGGCGCAGGAGUAGGAUGGCCGCCUCGUCGAGCAUCGAUGGCGCGCCCCGGAUGACCAUUUCACACUGCGUCUGUUUCGGUGGGGCCGAUUGUUUUCGCCGUGCCAAAACGGAUGUGACCCUAUUUCUUUUGCAUUAACCCUUCUUACAAUUUUUUUUGGUGAGCGUAUCUGAUAUAAACGCGAGGCAUCAGGGCUAGCAUUCACCAUGAGGCCAGACAAGGGGCGUGCUUGGAGUUCUAUCUCUGGUUUCUUGCAUUAGGUAGGAUACCCAGGGCGAGCAUUCAACAUG
Messenger RNA from Phialemonium atrogriseum, 1938 nucleotides. RefSeq names its product kinase-like domain-containing protein. Lineage: Eukaryota; Fungi; Ascomycota; Sordariomycetes; Cephalothecales; Cephalothecaceae. The coding region runs from base 364 to 1662 and encodes 432 amino acids. The record is from RefSeq and is a predicted model, not a curated record. Gene Ontology annotation, molecular function: ethanolamine kinase activity. Gene Ontology annotation, biological process: phosphatidylethanolamine biosynthetic process. Gene Ontology annotation, cellular component: cytoplasm. The transcript has a single exon.